AUGCAUGGCAAGAGGACAGCAAAGGGUUACGCAGGCACUGUAGAUUAUAUGGCUCCAGAGGUAGGAUAGACCAUGGCUACUGUUUGGGUUUGAGGCUACAUGACUUGAUCAUAUUACAUCUCACCAAGAGCAACAAUCACUCUGUAGCUAAACAGAUCUUUAUAGCUAUGAAGAUGAAGAACUAGAAUUCAACAUUUUAUCAAUGUAAACACAAUGUCUGAACACUACUUCAGACAACAGGGCGCCACAGCCACUAUAAAUAUAUAUUACUGAAUAUAGGAGAUUCCCAUAAAUGAAAAACAAUCGGUGGAAAUACAAAGUCCACUGUAUUGCAUAUAAAGAACAAUAGUACACAAUAGUGAAACAAGCACAGUGUAUAUAAAAUAAUAUAAAACUAAGUACACAGCCAAAUUGGCCAAGAGCCCCUAAGGGUAGCAGCUAUAAACAUACAAGUAACUACACUGAUAGUAAAAGUGCAAAGUGCUAAAGUGCAAGGGUGCAGGGUACUGAUAAUACUGCUCCACAAACCAAAAAGAGCACAGUGCAUACAAUAUAGGAUGGAAUGCAAAUAGAGUACAAUAGAGUACAGCGACUGUCCCAACCAGUCAUAUUGCUCCGAAUCAUUGCACAUUUGUAGUGAAAUAUAUAUUUUUUAUAAGUUGCCUAUUCUAAUAGGCAGACGAUGAGAACAGCAUUAUAUUUGACAGUAAUACUUUCUUUCCUGUAAGGAAGCACUUGACUAAUCAUUUCUGAAAUUAUGUUGGCAGAUGCGGAAAGGAAGAAAAUAUAAUGCUGCAGUAGAUUGGUGGGCCUAUGGUCUAAUCCUUCAUAAGCUGGCCAAGAGAGCAUUUCCAAAAAAUCCAAAUGCUGCCCAAACAAUGCUUCAUGACACCACAGACCAUCCUGAGUGUCAAAGAAAACAGGUCAAAGAUCUCGUGAAAAAGGUGUGUAUGAUCCGGCAGUCUAAAUUAAUGUCCUGAAAAAGAAAACAAUUCUAUGAAAAACUUACUCUUUGCACAGCUAAAAAAAGAGAACAUUUAUUUAUAGAAAACUAUUAACAAAGAGUGACACGGAAUGCCCAUAAAUGACAAUGGUGUAUAUAUAUGGUAAUAUCGAUAAAAGAUAUAUUAAUUCAGUCAAAUGCUUAUAGCUCAUACCAGCAGUCCAUAGCUGGGAAGAUUCCUUAUAGUCAUAUAAGACAGGAUAAUAUUUAAGGAGGGGAUUUCAGGGAAUGAAAUUUAUACACAACUAAACAAUCAAAAACACAGUGAUAAAAUGACUAAAACUAAAGAGAAUCGGGAACUGAUUCUGGGUUAGGUAGUUUCUCCUAUUGAGAGCAGGAAAACCUUAAACACUGCAUUCAACAUAUGAAGUCGAGUGGAGAUAAAAGCGACUGUACUAGUAAUAAUCUUGCACCUUUGAUUCUUCGAAUGUCCCUUUAACCUUGUGAUACUGCAUACAGAUUUACAGAUAUCUAUAUUGUGUUUGCAUGUGUUUUAGUCAAUGUACAAAGGCAGUGGCAGUUUUAUUGUUGACAUUCUACUCUUCCAUUUGCAGCUCCUGUGCAAAAAUCCAUCUCAGCGCUUGGGGGCAGCUAGCAGCAUCCAAUUCCAUCCUUUCUUCCAGUCCAUUGACUGGGAUGAGCUGGAGGCUGGCAGGCUAGAUCCCCCCUUUGUGCUAAGAACAGUAAGUAUACGGAAACUUCAAAUAGAGACCAGAAAAAUCAAUGUAACAAAAUGAGUGACUAGUUUAUGAAAUAAUAAGAGACGAUCAAAGUUCAAAUAUGGUGUGACAGUGGAUUACUGGUUGUUAUUGUGACUUUGUAUAUCUGAGUAUUUUAGGGUAAUUAGCCCAGAAACACAAACAAUAUCUAAACUUGGCAGCACUGCAAGCUCUAAAGUGUCCUCUCCAGCCAUAUCCAUACACCUCUGCCCCUGUCCCUAACAAAACAGUUGUGCCUGUCCCUUUGUACCCAACUAUCUUAAAAAACCUCAUAGGAAAGCACGGUGUGGAAGUCCUAAUGGUGGGGUGGUGCUCACCGUUAAUCAGCAUUAGGUUCCCAGAUCACACUGAGGUUGAAGAAAGAGGAGCCCGAACCAGCACCCAGGGACCCUAGCGCUGGAAUCAGGUAAGCGGUUAAAAGGUUUUUUAGGCCUUUCAUGUCCUAGGUGCAGUGUAAGCAUAGGAAGACUGUAGUGUUAGGAAAACAGUUUUGCAUUCCUAACACUAUAGUGUUCCUUGAAACAAUCUAGCCUUUAAUUUUCCUUUUGUUCAUUGCCACUAUGGCUAGAUCACUGUGAUAAUAGGAAAAUUACACCAGUUUAUACAUUUAGCUUUUGGCAUUCUGCAAUCUCCCCCCGCCAUCUUUUACAUCCAUAUUGGUGUUCUUAUACUGCUUUCUAGGAAUGGUAACACUUAUUGGAUGUGUUCUUGUACAAUGUGUAAAUACUACAGUAACUUCUUAUGUCUUCUCUUUAUAGCCACCACUGGAGAGCUUAAUAUCACGAGUAAUACAGGAGACACUAACAUCUCGAUACGAAGCAUUUACUCCAUCUAUUCCACCAGAGCAGCAGCAGUUUCUUGGAUUUUAUUUUAACACCCUCUCCUAG
Molecule: messenger RNA, 2609 nt
Organism: Pelobates cultripes (western spadefoot toad)
Lineage: Eukaryota; Metazoa; Chordata; Amphibia; Anura; Pelobatidae
Source: the annotation of a GenBank genome assembly